AUGUUUUUGUUUUUGUUUCAGUCUCUUGGAAAUCACGAGUUUGACAACGGAGUCAGCGCACUCACUCCGUUUAUUGAAAAUUUAACAUGCCCUGUCUUAGCCGCCAAUCUUAUACUUACUAAAGUUCCUGAGUUAGCAACCGAAACAAACCUUAGAAAAUCUGUUGUAUUUAAUGUUUCUGGUGUAGCAGUCGGAGUAGUUGGUUAUUUAACGCCAGAAACUAAAAUGAUAGCUGUUCAAAAUAAUGUUGAGUAUGUUGAUGAAAUAGUAGCCCUUAAACAAGAAGUUAGUAACUUAAAAUCAGAAGGUGUUAAUAUCAUAAUAGCACUCGGACAUUCCGGGUUUUUAAAAGAUAUAGAAAUAGCAGAAAACGUAGAAGGUAUCGAUUUAGUGAUUGGCGGACAUUCAAACACUUUUCUUUGGAAUGGAACCACCCCAGAUUCAGAAGAUGUUCAAGGCCCUUAUCCAACGUAUGUCAAACAAACAUCGGGCAAAUUAGUUCCAGUAGUACAAGCUUAUGCCUAUACAAAAUAUCUUGGGAAACUUCAUAUGUUAUUCGACUCCAAUGGCGAUGUUAUAAGCAUAGAUGGUAAUCCCAUCCUUUUAGAUAAUUCAAUACCACAAGAUUCAGAAAUUUUAAAAAUAGUCGAACGUUACAGAAGUGAUGUCGUAAACAUUACCGAAGAAGUAAUAGGAAAUACUUCAGUUGUACUUGAUGGCUUGAGUUGUCAGUAUAAGGAAUGUAAUCUAGGAAACUUGAUAGCUGAUGCUAUGGUGUACCAUUAUGCAUCAGAGUACAAAGGAUACUAUUGGACAGAUGCACCAGUAGCAAUUAUACAAGGAGGCGGUAUAAGAUCUUCUAUAGCGAAUACAAAGCUACGUACUAACAUUACUAAAGGAGACUUAUUAGGUGUCAUGCCAUUUGAUGGAAUAUUGGUUACGGUCAAAAUGAAUGGCAGCACACUUUUGCAAAUGCUCGAACAUGGUGUUUCAAAUUAUGAUCCCUUAGAUUAUCCAGGGGAGUUUCUUCAAGUCUCAGGAAUACAUGUUGUGUUUGACCUAAGAAAACCCUCACGUUCAAGAGUAAUAAAAGCGGAAGCUAGAUGCGCAUCUUGUGAUAUACCAACUUACUCCGAAGUAAAGCAUGACCAAAUAUACAAUGUUAUAAUGACUGAUUUCCUUGCAAAAGGUGGUGAUGGAUAUUGGAUGUUUAAAGGACUAUCGACGGAAAGUUUGAAUUAUAAUGAACUAGCUGCCACCAUUUAUUAUUUAAGACAACACAGUCCAGUCAUUCCUGCCGUUGAAGGAAGAUCCCUUGGAAACCAUGAAUUCGACGAUGGAGUGGACGGACUUCAGCCAUUUAUCAAAAAUCUGACAUCACCGGUAUUAGCUGCAAAUCUGAUUUUAGACAAUGUGCCCGAGUUACAAAAUAUAACGAAUUUACAUUCAUCAAUCAUAAUACAUAAAAAAGGAGUUAAAAUCGGUAUAAUAGGAUAUCUUACGCCGGAAACAAAAUUCCUCGCUCAGAAAAGUGAUGUAGAAUAUGAAGACGAAAUACCAGCUAUAAAAAGAGAAGUGGAUAAAUUGAGGGCAAAAGGCGUGCAAAUUCUUAUCGCCCUGGGUCAUUCCGGUUUUCUUAAGGACUUAGAAAUCGCUAAAGAAGUCGACGGUAUAGAUUUAGUAAUUGGAGGUCAUUCCAAUACUUUCUUGUGGAACGGUGAAAGUUUCACGGAAUCGCCUGAAUCGCCACAAGGAUUGUACCCCACAAUGGUCAAGCAAUCAUCCGGAAGAAUUGUUCCCGUCGUGCAAGCUUACGCUUAUACAAAAUAUUUGGGCAGACUACAUCUAAUUUUUGAUUCCGUCGGAGAGGUUAUUAAGUGUUACGGUUACCCAAUGCUGUUGCAUCAAAAAAUACCGAAAGACAUGGAAGUAAUGGAAAUUGUACAAAAAUAUCGGGGCGACAUAGACCGAAUAAAUACCGAAAUUGUGGGCAGCUCCCUAACAUUUCUCAAUGGAGAACAAUGUCGUGUUAGAGAAUGCAAUCUAGGAAACUUUAUAACUGACGCUAUAUUAAAUUACACCAAACGGAAUUUUAAAAAUAAGUACACCGAUGUAAAUGUUGCAAUUAUACAAGGUGGAAGAAUAAGAACGUCUCUAGGACGACCCGACACUCCAUUUAAUGUUACUAGAGGUGACUGGAUAACAGUAUUGCCAUUUUCAGACAAUUUAACUAUUAUGACGAUGAACGGUUCGGUUUUUAUUAAAGCUUUGGAACACUCCGUUGAAGCGUGGCGUACUAUAGAUAGUCCUGGUCAAUUUUUACAAGUAUCGGGUAUAGAAGUAGUUUAUGAUUUGUCAGAAACACCUGGUGCACGUGUGAGAAUGGCUAAAGCAAUGUGCACAGAGUGUUCCGCUCUAAAUGAGGUUGACGAAAAUGAAACGUACAAAGUUUUAAUACCAGAGUUCUUAGCAGAUGGUGGAGAUGGUUACAGCAUCUUUGAGAAUUUACCAAGAGAAAUUUUACCUUACAAUGAGUUGACCUGUGUCCUAGAUUAUUUAAAAAAAUAUAGUCCAGUAUAUCCAAAAGAAUCUGGUCGUAUUAAAAUACUCAAUGAAGACACUGUUAAACUAAUUCUUGAUGGAACCCUAACCAAUAAUAACGAUAAUAAACCUUCCAGUACAAAAAGUGAGUGCCAUGGGGUUGCUUGGGCUGAUUACAUCGGGCUGCAUUGGGCUGAUUACAAUGAUCGAGUAAUCAGUAGAUAG
This is a messenger RNA of Parnassius apollo (apollo), 2766 nucleotides long. NCBI's taxonomy places the organism in Eukaryota, Metazoa, Arthropoda, Insecta, Lepidoptera, Papilionidae. The record is from the annotation of a GenBank genome assembly.